This is a messenger RNA of Eucalyptus grandis, 1429 nucleotides long. RefSeq names its product DNA-3-methyladenine glycosylase. Gene Ontology annotation, biological process: base-excision repair. Lineage: Eukaryota; Viridiplantae; Streptophyta; Magnoliopsida; Myrtales; Myrtaceae. Bases 49 to 1005 code for a protein of 318 amino acids. The record is from RefSeq and is a predicted model, not a curated record. Gene Ontology annotation, molecular function: DNA-3-methyladenine glycosylase activity. The transcript has 5 exons.
GUCCCCAUUGAUAACCACCCCGGAUGUUUUCCUUAUCCCAUCCAAACAAUGUCUAGAGCCAGUGUUAGGAAAAAUGUUCUGGAGACGAACAAAUAUCUCAAUGAGAAGGAUAAGUCAAGCCAAAGUUUCUUGUCCAGGCACCUGAAGAAGAUAUACCCGAUCGGCCUCAACCGAAGCAACUCAUCCCUCUCGCUCUCGUCCCUCUCCUUGUCGCUGUCCCAGAACUCCAACGACUCGUCCCUUACGGAGCCCUCUUCCCCACUGGAUCACAAGAUAUCAUUGGCCCUACGCCUCAUCCGCCCACCGGAGAGAAGAUCAGGAAUCACUACGCCAUUCCCUAGGACUGUUCGGUCAGCACAGAAUCUAAACGUUCAGCCCGGAAGUCCGACUCCAAGUGAUGGUGGGGAGGUGAGGAGAUGCAACUGGAUUACAAAGAACAGCGAUGAAGUUUACGUGUCGUUUCAUGAUGAGUGCUGGGGAGUCCCGGUUUACGAUGAUCGUCAGCUGUUCGAGCUACUUGCCAUGUCAGGCAUGCUGAUGGACUACAAUUGGACAGAAAUUUUGAAAAGAAAGCAAUUAUAUAGAGAAGCUUUUGCUGAAUUUGAUCCUAACAUUGUUGCCAAAAUGGGAGAUGAUGAGGUUGAAGAAAUAUCCUCCAACAAGGCAAUGAUGUUAGCAGAGAGCAGAGUAAGGUGCAUUAUAGACAAUGCCAAAUGCAUUUUGAAGGUCGUGAGCGAGCUCGGAUCGUUCAGCAGCUACAUGUGGAGCUACGUGAACCACAAGCCGACGAUCAACCGGUUCAAGUACCCGAGGAACGUCCCUCUCAGGACUCCCAAAGCCGAGAUCAUAAGCAAAGACCUGCAGAAGCGAGGGUUCCGUCUCGUCGGCCCUGUGAUCGUGUACUCCUUCAUGCAAGCCGCGGGCUUGACGAUCGACCAUCUCGUGGACUGCUACCGAUACAACGAAUGCAUAAACUUAGCCGAACGGCCGUGGCGGCAUAUAUGAACCGCCUCGGCCGAGAGGUUCACCGUUUUCCUUCUUCCCCAUACAAAGGCAAAGGACCUGAUUUCAAGAAUUAGCCCAACUAAUGUGUAGAUAGUAAGCGACUAUCUGAAACUGAAAUACGUUAUACGACCUUCGUAUCUCUGUCUAUGUACACUUUUUUUUUAUUUUUAUCAGUGAAUCUUUUGUCUUUUUUCCGAUUUCGUGCGCCUGUUUUGGUUCUUUACAGCAAUUGGGAAACUGAACAAAGGAGGGCUCCUUUCGUGAAUGCUGUCGUCGUCCCGUGUAGAAUUGCGCAGCGCACAUGGCCCAUCAUGUCGUGCCGGCAACAGGACGCGACAGCAUAGACCACUCUCUUUCUCUCUUUUUUGUUGCUCGAAUGGAAGUGCAAAGUUAAAAUUAAUGAAACGUCAGUGUCUUCGUAUAA